GAUUUUGCAAGAAUAUAUUAGACUCCUUUAAUUCUCAUCUCGCUUUCUACAUAAAUACCAAUUAUCUUUACUCUCUCACUACACUACAGUCCACCACCGCCGCUCCAAAUGGCAAGCACCGAACCCGAUCACGAUCGCAGAGAAGAGGACGAUGUUCCUCACGCCGAUGACGAGGACACCGGCGCUCAAAUUGCUCCCAUAGUCAAGCUAGAAGAGGUCGCCGUUUCAACCGGCGAAGAGGAGGAGGAUCCCAUUCUCGAUCUGAAAUCAAAGCUGUAUCGAUUCGAUAAGGACGGGAAUCAAUGGAAAGAGCGAGGCGCCGGUUCUGUUAAGCUUUUAAAGCAUAAAGAAUCUCACAAAGUUCGUCUUCUUUUCAGACAAUCUAAGACUCUCAAGAUCUGCGCCAAUCAUCUCGUUAUUCCGAGUAUGACAGUUCAGGAGCAUGUUGGAAAUGAGAAGUCGUGUGUGUGGCAUGCUACUGAUUUUGCUGAUGGCGAAUUGAAGGAUGAGCUUUUUUGCAUUCGUUUCCCCUCCAUCGAAAAUUGCAAGUCUUUUAUGGAAACAUUUCAAGGGGUAGCUGAAUCCCAAAAGUCAAAAGAGGAAAACCAGGAUGCAAGUGCUGCUGCUGAUGCUCUUGAUAAGUUGAGUGUUGAAGAGAAGAAAACGGUGGAGGAAGGAGAGCCAGCUGUUGCUGAGGAGUCAAAUAAGACUGAUGCAGAGAGUAAAGACACUUCCUCCACUUGACAAGGAAGUUCUCGAAACCUUACCUCGGGAUGUUACAAUGAAGUUGUUUUGGUCAUUUUGUGGUUUAAUGGCCAAGAUGCAGAUAAAAUUUGAUGGGCUUGGUUUGUGGGCGGCAAUGUUGUCUAGCUUUUGGUUUCAUCAGUUCUAUUAUUAGGUCUUUUUUGGUCGUUGAGGUUUGGGAUUUGGGUAUUCGUGGAUAGUUCAACUAGGGUUUUUGCAGUCGAACUAGAUGGUUCAAGUCGGGAUAAGGAAAAAAAAUGAAAAUACCUUCUCAAGGGCAGGUUUUAAACCUUGAAUUGUGCAGUCUUUGAAUUGGUACGUGUAUGUCAUGAUUUUUUGUGUGGUCGAUACAUUUCGUGAAAAGAAUUGUUGGUCCGACUGUUGUAGCCAAUAAUAUUCAUAGUUAAUUAUUUGAUUUGGUUUGAA
This is a messenger RNA of Mercurialis annua (annual mercury), 1170 nucleotides long. RefSeq names its product ran-binding protein 1 homolog a. Gene Ontology annotation, biological process: nucleocytoplasmic transport. The transcript is spliced from 4 exons. Gene Ontology annotation, molecular function: GTPase activator activity. Gene Ontology annotation, cellular component: nuclear pore; cytoplasm. Lineage: Eukaryota; Viridiplantae; Streptophyta; Magnoliopsida; Malpighiales; Euphorbiaceae. The record is from RefSeq and is a predicted model, not a curated record. Bases 109 to 744 code for a protein of 211 amino acids.